AUGACGACUGGAAAGACACCUGCAGAAAACAUGCUCUGGGGUGGGCGCUUCACAGGCGGCCUCGAUCCCCUCAUGCUCAAAUACAAUGCGAGUAUUUCGUAUGACAAGCUCCUGUAUAAGGAAGAUAUCCUCGGCAGUAUUGCGUUUGCACGCGCAAACGCCAAGUCUGGCAUCAUAUCCAAGAGCGAGUUCACCGAAAUCGAGAGAGGUCUCCGGGAGGUUCAGAAGGAGUGGGAGGCAGGUGCCUUUGUUAUCAUGCCCAACGAUGAAGAUAUUCACACUGCCAAUGAGCGCCGGCUCAGCGAGAUUAUUGGCAAGGACAUUGCUGGCAAAUUGCAUACGGGUCGCAGCCGCAACGAGCAGGUUGUCUGCGACAUGCGUCUGUGGCUUCGCAACCAGAUCCAGGAGAUUGAGAGCCACCUAGUUGCCUUGAUUGAGGUUAUUGCCGACCGCGCCGAGGCCGAGUGCGGCAUCAUCAUGCCUGGGUAUACCCACCUCCAGCGUGCCAUGCCGGUUUUGUGGUCGCAGCAUCUGCUAUCAUUCGGCUUUUACUUUGCGAGCGAUCUUGAGCGGCUGCGCGAGACUGCGAAGCGUGUGAACAGGAGCCCACUUGGUUGUGGUGCUCUCGCCGGCAAUGGCUUCAGUAUCGAUCGCGACAUGAUGGCCGAGGAGCUGGGCUUUACAGGCCUUCUGUGGAACUCGAUGAAUGCUGUCAGUGACAGAGAUUUUGUCACUGAAUUCCUGCAAUGGGGAAGUAUGUUCAUGCAACAUGUUUCUCGAUGGGCCGAGGAUCUUAUUCUCUAUUCCUCUACAGAGUUCGGCUUUAUUUCUAUUGCUGAUGCUUAUUCCACCGGAAGUUCUCUCAUGCCGCACAAGAAGAACCCAGAUGGCCUGGAACUUUUGCGAGGAAAAGCCGGUCGAGCAUUUGGCCAUAUGGCUGGCCUCAUGAUGACCCAGAAGGGCCUACCGAGCACAUAUCAAAAGGACUUGCAGGAAAGCUGGGAACCCAUGUUGGAUCAUGUGAAGACUGUCUCUGACAGCCUUCAGAUUGCAAAGGGUAUCCUCACUACCCUUGCCGUUAAGCCAGAGCGUAUGAGGGCUGCCCUCGAUCCAUUCAUGCUGGCUACUGAUCUUGCUGAUUAUCUCGUACGAAAGGGUGUACCCUUUCGUGAGACGCACCAUAUUUCCGGGCGAUGCGUGGCUAAGAGCGAGGAGCUAGGUAUUCCGAUGAACGAGCUAUCGCUGGAGCAACUGCAGGCUAUUGAUAGCCGGUUUGGGGAGGAUGUUUCGCACACGUUUGACUACGAGAAAAGCGUCGAGAUGAGAUCAGUCAAGGGGGGGACUAGCCGGGCACGCGUCCUGGAGCAGGUCAAGGUUCUUAAGGCUAUGCUGGCUUAG
Ustilaginoidea virens is the source of this 1398-nucleotide messenger RNA. RefSeq lists its product as uncharacterized. The record is from RefSeq and is a predicted model, not a curated record. The coding region runs from base 1 to 1398 and encodes 465 amino acids. The transcript is spliced from 3 exons. Gene Ontology annotation, cellular component: cytosol. Gene Ontology annotation, molecular function: argininosuccinate lyase activity. Lineage: Eukaryota; Fungi; Ascomycota; Sordariomycetes; Hypocreales; Clavicipitaceae.